Molecule: messenger RNA, 540 nt
Organism: Lutra lutra (Eurasian river otter)
Lineage: Eukaryota; Metazoa; Chordata; Mammalia; Carnivora; Mustelidae
Product: NKG2-A/NKG2-B type II integral membrane protein-like
Exons: 5
Coding region: 1-540 (179 amino acids)
Biological process (GO): stimulatory C-type lectin receptor signaling pathway; positive regulation of natural killer cell mediated cytotoxicity
Source: RefSeq, a predicted model, not a curated record
AUGAACUCAAGAAGACAACAAUCGAAAGGUAAGGGCACUAAAAGCUCUAAUUCAGUAACUGAGCAGGAAAUCAUCUGUGCAGAAUUAAAUCUUCAAAAUAUGUCUGAAGACCUGCAAGGGAAUGACAAGAACUACCCAUGCAAAAAUAAACUCCUUGCUGGGAUUUUGGGAACCACCUGCCUUGUCUUGACGUAUAUUGUAGAAAGAAUGAUAAGUUCUCUUCCCUGUAGUGGAACACCACAGCAGAACAAUUCGUACCCAGUUACAAGAAUCCAGAAAUUUGAUCCAUGUGGUCAUUGUCCAAAAGAGUGGAUUACAUAUUCCAACAAUUGCUAUUACAUUAGCACUGAAAGAAAAUCAUGGAAUGAGAGCUUGUUGUCCUGUGUUUCUAAGAACUCUACCCUGCUCUACAUAGAGAAUGAAGAAGAAAUGUAUUUGUUGAACUUCUUCACUCCAACUUCCUGGAUUAGAGGCUUCCAGAGAAUCAAUAAUAAUUCAUCUGUGUGGCCAAAAGACACAACUUUCUUCUCGAAAACAUAA